Messenger RNA from Somion occarium, 1866 nucleotides. The record is from the annotation of a GenBank genome assembly. Lineage: Eukaryota; Fungi; Basidiomycota; Agaricomycetes; Polyporales; Cerrenaceae.
CGACGAUAGCGGCCAGAACUAACUGGGGGGUCGUCGUGGUUGGGGACGAAGAGACGUGAGAGGCGACAACACAACAGCGUGCUCACAAAUGGCCCUGCUUAGUCAGCACCCGACAACAAGCGCCGGCGAGUACCCGUCUCUGAAGCUGUGACCUUACCCAGGCUCUCCAUUCCUCUCAUCCCUUCACUCCCCUAUCCGACGUACUAAAACAUACGAUGGGCAGAUGGACUCUCGACCAUCAUGAUGAUGUUCUUCGCAGCAAACUGAAAAGUUUGGUAGCUGGAGCUUGCAAAAGAGCGCAGCUGGAAAAAGGAGAGCCGUCUAUAACCUAUGAAGCGUUCGUAGAGGAACUGGACGAGGGUGAUUCUUUCACCACGUCUCUGAUCGACGUUCUGGUCAAGGAAAUGGCAGAACGUCGCAUUCGUCCCAAUCCUAAUGACCGCCGUCUAAUAUCGGAGCGUACGGCAAAGACACUCCGCGCUCAAGCGGCACCUCUUCAUAUAUAUCGCGGACGCACUGCCCGGCUUCCUAACAGAAGAUUCAACGCUUCUGACUACCUUAGUGCACCUCCAGACGAGCUUGAGCUCUCUGCCUCAGAUGAGGACCUUGACACAUUUGCGCAAACCAGCAGCGGUUUGGAAGGCGUUCGGCUCAACUCUGAGCUCUAUGACGCUUUCUUACCAGUGUCUUAUCAUUCCAUGGAUGGGGGACUUGGUGGAAAUGGAGAGUCAAGCUCACAUGCAGCAGCGGGAUCGGCAAGCACGCCAGAGCUAGAUCGCGAAGGUGUGACAAGUCCUCGUCCUGUCUCUCCACCAUUCUCUGGCUUCCAAGCUCGUAACCAGGGAGGAUUCUGGGUCACCAGUUCUUCCUUCGGAUCCGGGGCUAAUACAACACGGCCACAGCGACGCCCUGUCCGUUCGCGAACGAUCGACUUUAACGAUUUUACCCUUCGUCGUCGGUCUACCAUGCGUCAGAGCUCGUCACAAAACUCAGACCACAAUGCAAGAAGUGAGGAUCCUGCUGAUGGUACGUGGCGAUUUGCACCCUUCCCUGGCAGAGGUGAGGACGAGUCUGCUACAACGCGGUCUACGUCGAGACGCUUUUUUGGGUCGAUAUCUGGACACCGCCGUCAUGAGGUCGGAAGCGGGGAGCCGUGGAGUUCGGAACCUCGCGAACCCUCACCUCUACCCAUCCCGCCGCCUCGCUCAGUCAGUGAGAAUGUAGAAUCCCACACCUCAACAGGACAGAGUUCCUCGCAAUUGUGGUUCUCCCUCACGAACCACAACAUGUCCAACCCGACUAUUAACAGUGUUCCAGCAAGUGGUACACCGACUGGCUCUGACCCUGGAGAUGAGAGACGCUUAGCGGUCGCGCCGCGCCUCCGUCGUGGUGGAAUUCGUGCGCCAGAAUCCUUAUUGUCUCGUUACGCUUCGCCCAGUUUAGAACGAGGUUCGUUACCUUCACCCCUAACAUCUGAACCUACGCAUUCGGACGCGGAGGUGGGCGAAAGUGGGACCGGGGAGAAUAGUCAAGCGGGCCGUCCCUCGUCGAAUUCGCCCACGCAGGAGUUGGAGCGUAAUUUGGAUGACUUUGUUUCAGGUUCGGAAGGUCAUGAGGUUUGGGCAGCGCAGGAAGCUAGGCAGUUGCUCACACCCAGAUCUGUUUCGCCUAUUGGAGGUUCUAUGGAUUAGCUGUUGAUCUAUAAGCUAUACGAUUGGUUGUGGACGUUGUUGAGUUGAUACCAUUUCGCCUAUGUAUUUUUCUCCCGUUGUAUGAAAAGGGCUUGUGUACUUCUAGACUGUUUGGAAAAUCUGUAUUCUACUGCGCUUGUUUGCAAAGUUGUUUUGUUUGAGUGGUGGCAUUUCA